Molecule: messenger RNA, 3279 nt
Organism: Lemur catta (Ring-tailed lemur)
Lineage: Eukaryota; Metazoa; Chordata; Mammalia; Primates; Lemuridae
Gene: CD22
Product: CD22 molecule
Exons: 13
Coding region: 93-2621 (842 amino acids)
Source: RefSeq, a predicted model, not a curated record
GGGCGAGAAGGAAACCCAUCGGGAGAAGUGAGCACCCAGGUGGCUCAAAGGCAAACUCUUCCCAGCCCAGGCUUCCGCCCAGGCACGACAUCAUGCAUCUCCUUGGCCCCUGGCUCCUGCUCCUGGAAUACUUGGCUUUCUCUGACUCACACAAAUGGAGUUUUAGUCACCCCAACACCGUCUACGCCUGGGAGGGGGCCUGCGUCUGGAUCCCCUGCAAGUACAUGAACCCGAAGUCCGAGGACCUGGAAAACAUCACCGUGUACCACAAUGCCCAGUACAGCAGCAUCACCAAGAGCUACAACGGGACCAUCCUCUAUAAGACCACGAAGUUCGAAGAGUCUCCUUCUCAGCAGGAAAGGGUCCGAUUCCUGGGAGGCAAAAGAGACAACUGCACCCUGAGCAUCAACCGGGUGCACGUUAACGACAGCGGGAAGCUGGGGCUGAGGAUGAUGUUGAAGACGGACAGAUGGAUGGAGGAAAUACACCUCAACGUCUCUGAAAGGCCUCUUGUACCUCACAUCCGGCUCCCUCCAGAAAUUCGAGAGUCCCAGGAAGCCACUCUGUCCUGCUGGCUGAAUUUCACCUGCUUUGGGUACCGGACCCAAUGGCAGUGGUCCCUGGAGGGACCUGCUGACUCCUCGACUUCCAUUUCCCCCAUGACUGACUUAAUCCAGAGUGAGCUCAAGUUCCAGCCACAGUGGCAUCACCACGGGAAGAACGUGACCUGCCAGCUCUGGAGUGACAGGGAACAGCGGGUGCUCUCCCAGGAAACGGUGCAGCUGGACGUGAAGCACCUCCCGAAGUUGGAGAUCAACGUCAGUCCCCGUGAAGCCACUGUCAAGGAGGGGGAGUCCGUGAGCAUGACAUGCAAGGUCAUCAGCAGCAACCCAGAGCACCAGACCAUAUCCUGGCUCAAGGACGGGGCUCCGCUGAGCAUGCAGGACACAAUCAUGCUAAAUCUGCAUGCAGUGACCAGAAACAUGAGUGGGAAGUACAUGUGUCAGGCCUCCAGUGACAUGGGCACAAACACGUCAAAGGAAGUGGCCCUCGAAGUGCAGUAUGCUCCAGAACCUUCCAUAGUUCAGAUCCUCCAGUCACCAGUUAUUGAGGGAAAAACAGUAGAGCUGAUGUGUACAUCACUGGCCAAUCCUCCUCCGACAAAUUACACCUGGUAUCACGAUGGGAAAGAAGUGCUGGGAAAAACAGAAAAGACAUUGCAGAUCCUAGAAGUCCUCCUCUCGCACUCCGGGACUUACUCCUGCUUGGCAGAAAACAUCCUUGGCCUUGGCCAGACUGGCCGGGGAGCUGAGCUGGAUGUCCAGUAUGCCCCCAAGAAUGUGACCGCAGCGAUUCAAAACUCCACACCGAUUCGAGAAGGCGACCGCGUGACCCUUUCCUGUAACUACAAUUCCAGUAACCCUAGAGUCACCCGGUACAAAUGGAGUCCCCAGGGCUCCUGGGCCCAGCAGUCACCUGGGCUGCUGGUGAUUCAGAAAGUCGCCUGGGAUGACAAGACCAUCACCUGCGCAGCCUGCAACAGCUGGUGCUCGUGGGCGCCCCCUGUCGACCUGAACGUCCACUAUGCCCCCAGAGAUGUGAGGGUCCUGCAGACCAACCCCCGUCCCGAGAUUCACUCUGGACACCGGGUCGUUCUCCAAUGUGACUUCUCAAGCAGUCGCCCCGGAGAAGUCCACUUCAUCUGGAAGAAAAAUGGAAGCUUUCUGGGGGAAGAAAGAGAACUCAGCUUUAACUCCGUCUCCCCGGAAGAUGCUGGGAAUUACAGCUGCUCGGUCAGCAACUCCAUAGGACAGACCGCGUCUGAGGCGUGGAGGCUCCAAGUGCUGUAUGCGCCCAGGAGGCUGUGGGUGUCCGUGACCCCAGGAGACAGCGUGAUGGAGGGGGAGAAGGCAGCCCUGACAUGCGAGAGCGAUGCCAACCCUCCCGUCUCCCAGUAUGCCUGGUUUGACUGGAAUAACCAGAACCUUCGCCAUGACGGCCGGACGCUGAGGCUGGACCCUGUGAAGGUCCAGCACUCGGGCGCCUACAGGUGCCGCGGCUCCAGCCGGCUGGGCGUGGGCGAGUCGCCUCCCAGCACCCUCACUGUCUACUACAGCCCGGAGACCAUCGGCAGGCGGGCGGCCGUGGUCCUCGGGCUCUGCCUGGCUGUCCUCAUCCUGGUCAUCUUCGGGGUCAAGUUUUGGCAGAACUGGAAGAGGACCCGCAGCCAGCAGGGGCUUCAGGAAAACUCCAGUGGUCAGAGUUUCUUUGUGAGGAAUAAAAAGAUGAGAAGGGCCCCCCUCUCUGAAGGCUCCCACGCCAUGGGAUGCUGCAACCCGGUAAUGGAAGACGGCAUCAGCUAUGCUGCCUUGCGCUUUCCCGAGACCGACACACCAGGAACUGGAGAUGCAGAGACCUCAGGGAUGCAGGGGCUUCGCCAAGACAGCAGUGACAUGGUCACUUACUCCGUGGUGCAGAAGCGCCGAGUGGGCGACUACGAGAACGUGGCUCCGGAUUCUCCAGAGGACGAGGGGAUUCACUACUCGGAGCUGAUUCAGUUCGGGACUGGGGAGCGGCCUCGGGUCCAGGAGGAUGUGGAGUAUGUGACCCUCAAGCACUGACGGCUGCCGGCUGUGGUGGAGGCGCCCGGGGCAGCAGGGGCCAGGGAAACCCCAGGGCCUCCCCGGCCACCACUGCUCAGCUGCUGCCACGUGACCUCCUCUGCACCCCCACCCCGUCCUCUCCCCCCAUGCUCACUGUGGAGGACCUUGUUCCUGGCCCAGAGACAAUCUGUUCAGCGCUGGUGACCCCAGCCCUUCCAAGGGCCUGUCCCUGGUCUUUUCCCACUGUCCUUCCUGCCCAGGAACUCACGCAAACACCUGCCCCCACCCAGCCAUCUGCCACCAUCCACCCCUCUCCAGCCCCACCCCAGCUGGCCGUGUCCCUGCCGGAAUCAACUUGUCCUCAUUUUUCCUUCUUCCCGUCCCUAUCCCUGUGGCCCCUCCCCUGCUCUGACAUCCCCACUCCCUAAUUUCAAGCCCAAUUUCUGCAUCUGGAGAAAAGCCCGGGAGAGGACAGAAAUGGGGUAGACAGAGGCACUGUCCCGAGCUGGCUACUGCUCUAGAAACAUGUCGCCGUGUCAGCGAGGCAUUCUGUGGGAAGGAUGGCACUGCCGCGGCCCCCACCCCCAGGGCUCCCGGGGCCUGAGACUGGCAGUGGUGUGAUACACGUGUACCGGCCCGAGGACUGCACAAUAAAAAUGGCUCAGAUGCCACUUCA